AAAAAUACUAGCACUUUCUACAAUCACAACACGCAACAAUGCAACUAUUUCUGUCCUAUUUAACCAUGAUGCAACCUCAAACCAAAUCAAAAGCAAGCAAAUGGCAGCAUUCAUCACAAAUCAAUCAUUCCAUGGCUAACCAAUCCAGGAUGAACCAUGAACUUCAAGGUAGCCAAAAUAAUGUUAGGCCCUUACACCCCUUUUAUCAUCUUUUCUGCUGUUUUAAUUGGUGCCAUUCUAGCAUUAGCAGCAUACCGUCUCAUUCACUUGAUCUAUUACAUCAUGUCCCAAAGAGGACAACAUAGGAACAACAACAUAAGGCAUGUGAAGGUCAAGAGUGGUGGGGUCCCAGUUGAAAUCCUCAACAAGAUCCCAAUUCUCAAAUUCUCAUCAACCCAAAACAGUGAAGAAGAAAUCUUUCUUUUGGAUCAUAGUGAAUGCUACAUUUGCCUUGGAGAAUGGGAAGAUGGUGAACAAGUGAGGUUGUUUCCUUCAUGUAACCAUGCAUUCCAUGCUUCUUGCAUCGAAGCAUGGUUCAAGAUCCAUGCAAAUUGCCCUGUUUGUCGUUCACCCAUCAUGUGUGAACGACUGACUGGGCAUGCUUCAGAACAAAGGGUAUGCUCGCAUGUGCCUGAAACUCCAAGUAAUCAUCAUAAUGAUAAUCAAGUCUUGCCUGCUCAUCAUCAUCAAUCAAUGAAUAAUGAUGUUGCUGGUUCCAUGUCAAGAUUUCAACGACCAUGUCCUCCUCUGUUGCUUCACUCCGUUUCUUUCUCCACCUCAAACAUGCCGAAAAAGCCACGUGUUGUGGGAAGGUGGUUGAAGAGAUCUUUGUCUGAGAAUCAGUCAUCUAUAUAUGUUGGAAUUACCACCAUACAAAGAGGUUGUGAAACGGCUUCCACUACUACUACUUCAUCUACCAUAGAGGUUGUGAUGAAAUCAAGACCAAUUAGGCAUCUUGAUCGAAUGUCUUCAUUGUUGAUGAGAUCCUUCUCGCAAUUUCGGAAUAUUGGAUCUGUUAGAUCUAAUCAGAUUCUUCCAAAUUGAGAUCAAGCUCAUUUUUUUGCAUUAAAUGGUUUUAUUAGUACUUGCCAUGAAUCAUGACCGGCCUAAUAAGUUGAUUGUGGCCUCAUUUUUUCUUCUCUUCAAGCAAAUAAUUUCAAGCAUCACAUAGCUCAUUAAAAGAGAUGCAUUAGAAUAUAGAGAUUCUUGUUCUCAUGGAAUAUAUUGGGUGAAUCUUACCUCCUCUUUCUUCAUUCAUCAUCACUGAUAUACUUACCCUGGCGCCUGAGAGUUCUAGUGAUGGGAUGCCACAACCACAAUUAUGGAGCACUUUCCACAACAUUUGGUGUAUGUUUGGAUUUAUAUUUUGACAACAACGUGACAAAAAUCUUACUUCUCCUUUAAUGCACUGAGGUAUAUAUUUUUCCCACGGUGCAAAUGAGGAACCAAAAUGGCACUAAGACAUUUUUCAGGGAUCAGCUUUUCACACAAUUAUUUGGUGGGUUCUCAAGUGUGUGUUUAAAUUUCUGUUAAAGUACUUUUCUUCUUUUCGGAUACGGAUAUUUCAAUCGAAGUGCUUUUAACCAUUGCUAAUGGAAAUCCAAACUUACACUAAACCAUUGCUCCAUAUGAAUGAUGACACAUAUAUAUAGAAGGAUCUAUGGUUGUGAAGACAUGCAAAUGCUCAGGUUGUUUUUUUUAAAGGCAAAUGCUCAGGUAGUGUUGAGAAGUAUUGAAGUGAUGAAUGAAUAGCAAGUAUGUUUGACGAAUUUCUUCAAGAUGGUUCUUUAUUUGAUUUAGUUUCAAAUUCUUGUUUCUGAAUCAAAGGUAUCUCCUUCGGACCCUAGCUCCUUGAGGAGGCGGCUCUCAUUUCAUGGUCUUUUAACAUAAGACUAUGUUUGGCAAGGGUUUCUUGAUCUAAGUUUCUCUUUUGUCAAAAUUGGUUUAAGAUGUUACUCAAAGUUAAUAAUUUGACUAAAAUUAGGAGUACACACGGAUUGAGUUGAUUUAGGUUUGGAUAAAAAUAGAAUUCGAGCUAAUCAAAAUUAAUUGGUUUAGUUUGAUUCGAUUUCUUUAAAUUAGAGCGGGGAUCAUAGGGGAC
Lotus japonicus is the source of this 2101-nucleotide messenger RNA. RefSeq names its product RING-H2 finger protein ATL32-like. The record is from RefSeq and is a predicted model, not a curated record. Bases 157 to 1044 code for a protein of 295 amino acids. Lineage: Eukaryota; Viridiplantae; Streptophyta; Magnoliopsida; Fabales; Fabaceae. The transcript has a single exon.